CUCUAUAUAAAGCUUAUUUCUCCCCCACACAAAUCCUCACCGGUUCCUUCUGGUUGCUCAAAUCCUCGUUUUCGUUGUUUUCUGAGUUUUUGUUUACGUCUUUUGCACUGGCUAACUCUCAGGAAGUAGCUCUGGCAGAUUCCAACCAACAGGUGGUUCUUGCGCUCUAUGAUGCGUUAAGCGCACGUGACGUACAAACGGUUCACCAGAUUCUAGCUCGUGACCUCGAGUGGUGGUUUCAUGGCCCCCCGACUCACCAGUUUAUGAUGCACCUUCUGACUGGCGCUUCAUCACCGUCUGAUUCUUCCUUCGAAUUCAAACCUCUUUCCAUCACCUCCUUCGGGAACGUUGUUAUUGCCGAGGGCUGUGAUCACAGCCUUGAAAUCUCCUGGGUUCACGCCUGGACCGUAACUGAUGGGAUAAUCACUCAAGUGAGAGAGUAUUUCAACACUUCUCUUACUGUUACUCGCCUCGGAAAUUCACCGACAAAGUCGACGGUGGAGAUUAAUCCCGUGCAUUGCCCGUCCGUUUGGGAGAGUAGCUUCUCCAACCAGGCCGGAAAAUCCUUUCCGGGUCUAGUCCUUGCAAUAUAAAUUAAGUAACUAAGGCCUUAAAAACCACUCUUUUGUGAUCCAAGAUAACACUGUAGAAUAAAUAAAGAGUGCACGUGUCGAUUCCCGAUUGGACAAAGAGAGAUGUGAGCGACUAAGGCCCUGUGUUCGACAGAGUGGUUUGCUUACUUUGCUUUGCUUUGCUUUUUCUGUUUUCCGUAUUCCGGUGUGUUUUGUUUUGUGGGUGGAACCAUAAUGGGUGGAGCUAAACCCAUUUGGCUAGAUCCGAAUCCAUAUGUUAAUUGGUGCUUUGAUUGUGCAAAUAAAGAUGGAUUUCUUUUUAAA
Molecule: messenger RNA, 896 nt
Organism: Mangifera indica (mango)
Lineage: Eukaryota; Viridiplantae; Streptophyta; Magnoliopsida; Sapindales; Anacardiaceae
Product: senescence associated gene 20
Exons: 1
Coding region: 264-593 (109 amino acids)
Source: RefSeq, a predicted model, not a curated record